Molecule: messenger RNA, 435 nt
Organism: Manihot esculenta (cassava)
Lineage: Eukaryota; Viridiplantae; Streptophyta; Magnoliopsida; Malpighiales; Euphorbiaceae
Exons: 1
Coding region: 1-435 (144 amino acids)
Source: RefSeq, a predicted model, not a curated record
AUGAAGGAAGAAGCAAAUAGGAGGGACCCGAAUAAGUACUGCCAGUACCAUCGAACUCAUGGUCAUGAUACAAAUGAUUAUUACCAGUUGAUAAAUGAGAUAGAGAGGCUCAUCAAGAGGGGACACUUUAGGAACUUCGUGAAAAUGCCGGAAGGCCAAAGACCACAGCAAAACACAGCAGGGGAAAGGCCUAGGAGAUAUAUUGGGGCAACAAUGAAUGGCAGCUCCAAUGGGACAAUCAAUAUAAUUAUAAGAGGGACUGGAGGCCGUAUGAGUCAGAGGGAGAAGAAGAGAAGCAGAAAUGGGGAGGAGAGCAGCGCUGAAGUAAUACAGAUCGUGGAACAUUCCUUAAUGACUAUCUAUUUUUCUCCAGAGGAUGCCCAGGGAGUUCAAAUGCCUCAUGAAGAUGGUAGCAGGGUGAACCUGCUGCCCUAA